This is a messenger RNA of Candidula unifasciata, 1440 nucleotides long. Lineage: Eukaryota; Metazoa; Mollusca; Gastropoda; Stylommatophora; Geomitridae. The record is from the annotation of a GenBank genome assembly.
AUGGCAUCUUCUCACGCUGAAUACAAAACCCCUCUGGCUUCGCGAUAUGCGAGCCAGGAAAUGAAGGAGAAUUUUGGGGAUUUAAAAAAAUUUUCAACGUGGAGAAGACUGUGGCUUUACCUUGCUAAAGCAGAAAAAGCACUGGGUUUGGAGAUUACAGAUGCUCAAAUUGAAGAGCUGGAAAAUAAUUUAGAGAAUAUCGACUUCAAGAUGGCGGCCGUAGAAGAGAAAAAGUUCCGCCAUGAUGUUAUGGCCCAUGUUCAUACUUUUGGUGCUGUUUGCCCCAAAGCAGCUUCAAUCAUUCAUCUUGGAGCAACAUCAUGUUAUGUAGGGGACAACACGGAUUUAAUAGUUCUUCGUGAUGGGCUCAAGAUUUUAAUUCCAAAGCUUGCAUCGUGUCUGGAUCAGCUGUGUAAAUUUGCUUUGGAGAACAAAGCCCUUCCAUGUCUUUCUUACACACACCUACAAGCAGCCCAAGUGUCGACAGUUGGUAAACGUGCUUGUAUCUGGGCACAAGACUUGCUGAUGGAUCUAAAAAACCUAGAAAGGGUUUUGGAUGAGCUGAGAUUUAGGGGGGUGAAAGGAACAACUGGCACACAGGCCAGCUUUUUGACCUUGUUCGAGGGAGAUGCCAGCAAGGUUGAAGAGCUCGACAGUUUGGUGACUGAAAUGGCAGGUUUUAAAAGCCACUUUAUCAUUUGCGGGCAGACAUACCCAAGGAAGGUCGACACAGAAAUUGUGUCAGUACUUUCCAGUUUUGGAGCAUCAGUGCAUAAGAUUUGCACAGACAUCCGAUUGUUGGCCAGCUUUAAAGAGUUGGAAGAACCAUUUGAAGCAGAUCAAAUUGGUUCCAGUGCUAUGCCAUACAAGCGGAACCCGAUGAGGAGCGAGCGUUGCUGCUCAUUAGCUCGGUUGCUCAUCAGUAUGGUACAGAAUCCUCUACAGACAGCUUCCGUGCAGUGGAUGGAAAGAACCUUGGAUGACAGUGCUAACAGGCGUGUAGUACUGGCUGAGUCAUUCCUGGCUGCAGACGCAAUUAUAAACACACUGCAGAAUGUUUUUGAGGGCUUGGUAGUGUACCCUAAGGUCAUCGAGAGGAGACUGAAUGAUGAGCUUCCUUUUAUGGCCAGCGAGAACAUCAUUAUGGCUGUGGUGAAAGCAGGAGGCAACAGACAGGAAUGCCAUGAAAAAAUUCGCAGUCUGGCAAUUCAGAGUGCUUCUCUUAUGAAGCAUGAAGGCCUGCCAUGCGACCUUUUGGACAGAAUCAGGGCAGACGCAUACUUUGCCUGCAUUCUCGACAAACUGGCCAGCUGUUUGGAGCCGAGUACCUUUGUGGGCACAUCAGUGUCUCAGGUGGAGAGAUUCAUAACUACUGAGGUGACUCCAGUAAUUGUGAAGUACGAGGCUAGCUUCACCAAGUCAGUAGCACUGGAGAUCUAA